AUGGCCGAAUUCUCGAGGCUUCACACACCUAGCCGUUCAAACCGCACCGGCGAAGCGUCACCAUCCUUUGCGCAGACUACGGCCGAGUUCAAUCUCGACAGCGAUCUUGACCUCGAACCAGAUGCCGACGAUGACGCCGAGGACCUGCAUUUGCACGAGGCGGAACUUGGCGGCGGCCAGGCCUAUGAGCUCAAGACCUUAAGGGCAUCGCCUGCACAGGAUACUGAUGACGGAUGGGGCGAUGACGAGCCGUCGCUACGGAGAAGAGCGAGCAACAGCACCGUCGCGAGCUUUCAGCUCUACACCCCUGACGAGGAGAGGGCUGUCGUUCGCAAGCACGACCGCAAGCUGGUAGUCUUUGUAGCGCUGCUAUUCAUGCUCAGCUUUUUGGAUCGAUCCAAUAUUGGCAAUGCGCGCAUAGCUGGCAUGGAUGAGGAUCUGCAGACGAAUCCUCCGUGGGAUGGCUGGUAUGAGUGGACAUUGACGGCCUUUUACAUCUCAUACAUCUUCUUUGAGUGGAUGUCGCUACUAUGGAAGCUCAUUCCUGCCCACAUCUACGUUUCCAUGAUUGUCCUCUCGUGGGGACUGACCGCCUCGCUACAGUCUGUCUCCGUCUCUUACCCUACGCUCAUCUUCCUUCGGGUGUUGCUGGGCAUUGGGGAGGCUGGCUUCACAGGUAUACCGUUCUACCUAUCCUUCUUCUUCAAACGAGAGGAACUGGCAUUUCGUACGGCUGUUUUCAUAUCUGCAACUACAUUCGCAUCGUCCUUGGCUUGGCUCAUCACCAACUAUGCAGAGGCUGGUCCCAUAGCCCCCUGGCGUCUAUUGUUUCUCGUCGAGGGCUUUCCAUCAGUUCUCGCCGCCGUGGCAGCAUGGCAUAUCAUUCCCGACAGCCCAGAUACGGCGCGCUAUCUCACUGUCCGGGAGCAAAAGGUGGCCCGCAUUCGUCUUCGGCGCGAGAAGCCGUAUCAGAAGGAGCGUGGAUGCAAGAAUUCUAGCCAUCUCAACAGUCGUGAAGUGUUUGCUGUCUUGGGCGAUCCCAUGGCGUUGCUAACCGCAGCCAUGUUCUUCCUCACCAACAUGGCAUACUCCUCUUUGCCCGUAUUUCUCCCCAAGAUUCUCACCGAGAUGGGCCACUCUCGUCUCGCAUCGCAAGGGCUCAGUGCACCGCCUUAUUUUCUGGCUUUUCUUGCCGUACUCUUCACAUCACACUUGUCUGAUCGUGCGCAGAACCGAUCCAUUCCCAUCGUACUACACGCCCUCGCAUCGGCUGGCGGAUAUGCCGCGCUUGCACUGGCAAAGCCCUUUGGUCUCUCGCCGCUGGUGCGGUAUCUCGCAGUAUAUCCGGCGGCCGUAGGCUUCUUUAAUGUCGUAACGCUCACCGUAGCAUGGAAUAUCAAUAACCAAGCGUCUGAGAGCAGGCAGGGUGGGGGGUUUGCCUUGAUGCAGAUCAUUGGGCAAUGCGGACCGCUUGUGGGAACGAGAUUAUACCCAGAUAGAGAUGCGCCGUUCUAUGCGCCUGGGAUGCAGGCCUGCGCUGGUGCGAUGCUCGCCGUGGCCAUCUUGGCGCUGUUCCUAAGGAUUUAUAUUUCCUAUUUAAAUCGCAAGACUGACGCUGCUUGCGCCGUCAGUAGCGAGGCCGAAGAAGAGGAGGGCUUGGUAGGAUCAGGCGGCCGCGGAAAACCGGCCAGCGAAGGGUUUAGAUACAUGCUCUAG
Messenger RNA from Colletotrichum orchidophilum, 1716 nucleotides. Its product is annotated as major facilitator superfamily transporter. The record is from RefSeq and is a predicted model, not a curated record. The coding region runs from base 1 to 1716 and encodes 571 amino acids. Gene Ontology annotation, biological process: transmembrane transport. Lineage: Eukaryota; Fungi; Ascomycota; Sordariomycetes; Glomerellales; Glomerellaceae. The transcript has 3 exons. Gene Ontology annotation, cellular component: membrane. Gene Ontology annotation, molecular function: transmembrane transporter activity.